Penaeus chinensis is the source of this 2601-nucleotide messenger RNA. RefSeq names its product SID1 transmembrane family member 2-like. The transcript has 12 exons. Bases 468 to 2294 code for a protein of 608 amino acids. The record is from RefSeq and is a predicted model, not a curated record. Gene Ontology annotation, cellular component: membrane. Lineage: Eukaryota; Metazoa; Arthropoda; Malacostraca; Decapoda; Penaeidae.
UUCACUGCUUGAUAUCUCUGGAUGAGGAAUUAGGAACAGUUUAUCUGAUCGGGUAUUAGGAUGAUUACUGAUUACAGAUAUUGCUUUUGAUUUGAAGAAAUAAUAUGUAGUAACUUGAAUAGAAGUUAGGACAGAUACACCUUAGUGGAAUAUUUUGCUUUGUUUAUGAUAACAUGUUACAGAUUGAGGUUUUUACUUUGUACAGAUAAUAAGAGGUUGCAUUUUCUUUUCACCCAAAUGGGUAGAAUUUAAAGUUACAAAAUUAACUCUCAAUAUGUUGUAACCAUCUCAUUAUAAAGCUGUUGUAGCCUCCUCAUAUAUUCUUAUUACAGUAUUGAUUCCAGAUACAUUCUAACUAUAAUGCUGAAAUUCUCCCCAUUCCCUCCAGACUCCAUGAAAAGCAGACCUUUGAGGUUACCCCUUCGACUCCUGUUUUCUACGAGUUCCAGUUCCCAGACCACGUGGAUAUGAUUCUCGUCAAGGCCAACGCUGAAGAUGACUUCUGCGCGAUGGUGGCCAUUCAGAACAUCACGUGUCCUGUAUUUGACAGUGAGGAGAAUAUUAAGUAUGGCAACUUCUACCAGACAAUGACAUACCAAGCUGGUAUCACAAUUCGGAAAGAGAAUUAUCCCAAGGGCCUCUAUGUGAUCGUGGUGAUGCUCUCCAACGAUGAGCCUUGUUCAGGGUCAUUCCAGCACAUUUUCCGCACGAGGAGGAAGACCGUCACACUUAGCAUUGAGGAGAAAAUCACAAAACUGGAGUACUUGGCUGCUAUCUUUGCUGGCCUGGGCUUCUGUGCCUUUUUCUACAUUGUAACAGUCAUCCUGGCCUGUGUGUCAUAUAUCAGAGCCAAGAGAAAACAGCCUCGUGAACGGAGCCUUCUUGACGACUCAAUCAUCACGCCAGAGGACCUCAACACUUCAGGACCUUCAUAUGGGGCUAUCAGUCCUCAAGGAAGAGAAGAGCCUAAGGAUCAUGGCCUGCCACGUACUGUCUCCGACUCUUCUCUAGAUGAGGAUGACAUCGACAUGUUGACGGAUGCAGAGAGUGACAAGGACAUUUUCAGAACUAAAACCUUCCUGUACGUGAGUGACCUGGCAAGGAAGGACAUGCGCGUGUUAAAUAAGAAGUCACAACUGUACAUCUGGGGCCUGCUUACUGUAGGCGUCUUCUAUGCCGUCCCAGUCAUUCAGCUCGUUAUUACUUAUCAGAAGGUGCUAGAUGUAACGGGAAACCAAGACCUGUGUUAUUACAACUUCUGGUGUGCACACCCCCUUGGACCACUGAGCGACUUCAAUCACGUCUUCUCGAACAUCAGCUACAUUCUCUUCGGAAUCUUGUUCAUGGGGGUCUGUGUGCGGAGAAGCCACAGACACAAACAGGCGGUUUUACAAGACUAUAAGAUUGAUAAGUACUAUGGAAUUCCCCAGCAUUUUGGAAUAUUUUACGCCAUGGGAGGUUCGCUAAUCAUGGAGGGGCUGCUUAGUGGCUGUUACCACAUCUGCCCCAACAACUCCAAUUACCAGUUUGACACCUCCUUUAUGUACGUGAUCUCGGUGAUGUCCAUGCUCAAGAUCUACCAAACGCGGCACCCGGACAUCAACGCCAGUGCCAGUGCCGCCUUUGCCGCUCUAGCCCUGGCCGUCGUCCUGGGUGUCGUCGGUGUGCUGACGGGGACUACUUUGUUCUGGGUCAUCUUUGGCUUCAUCCACGUGAUCUCGUGCCUCCUCCUCUCCUGCAACAUUUACUACAUGGGAAGGUGGAAGUGCGAUUUGGGUCUAUUUGGACGUAUGAAAACCUGGUUCAUGAGCGAACUAAGUGACUGGCGGGGAAUGUGCAGACCAAUGUACUGUGAUCGCAUGGUUCUGCUGCUCUUGGGUAAUGCUGCCAACUGGGGUCUGGCAAUCUAUGGAAUGGUUUCUACACCUAAGGACUUUGCCUCGUACCUUCUGAUCAUUUUCUUGACGAAUUUACUGUUGUACAUCGCCUUUUACAUCAUCAUGAAACUGAGACACCGUGAACGCCUCCAACUACAACCUUUGGUUUACUUGUUACUUUGCCUGUUUGGUUGGAGCGCCGCCAUCUUCUUCUACGUGCAUCACACAACCACGUGGGAACUCACCCCUGCGCACAGCCGACAGUUUAACCAGGAGUGCGUCUUGCUUCACUUUUACGACACUCAUGACAUCUGGCAUUUCUUCUCGGCUGCAGCCAUGUUCUUUGGCUUCAUGCUUCUCCUCACCUUAGACGACGAUCUUGCACACACACCCCGAGAGAAGAUCCCAGUCUUCUAAGUGCCGCAAGAAACAAAUCUACGACAGUGAUAUAUAUAGUAUAGCGCGAAGAAGGUGCUCUUAGGAGGAAGCUUGACUGGAUAGUCUCAAGCACUGUUGUUGUUUUAAUUUUUUGCCUUAUUUGUUUCAUUGCCUUAUUGUUCAUACUAUUUAAAUAUCACUUUUUCAUGGUCUCUCUCUUUUUUUUUUUUUUUUCUUUUUUUCAUAUCUCUCUUUUCUGUUUCCUUUAAUGAGUUCACUGUUUGGGUGAAGAAUGACAUACUGGAGGUUAAAGAAUGUAAUUUUUAAUAAUAACCAGGAGAUAUGU